UGUAAAUCAAAAUUGAUUUAAAACUGCAAAAAAUUAAAUUGAGAUUAAUAUUACUGCAUCUUACCUUUUUCUGGAUAUUUGAGGCAAUAAGGUCGCAUUAAUGUUCAUAUCAUCAUCUCACUGAUUUAUGCCUUUUUGUUAUUCUUUCUUUUAUAGUUUCCAAAAAUAUGGGAUUUUGACUUUCCUUAAAGCUCCCCCUUACUCUCUGUUCUCCUCUAAACAACAUCCAUGGAUACCUCUCUUCCACAAUUGCCUUCUCUCUCCGAGCUUGAGUCUCGGAUGCAAGUAAUGCGCGUAUCUGCUCUUGAAGAUAACCAAACCGGUGAAACUUUCUCUCAGCGCGCUGAAUGGUUUUACCAGAGACGUCCUCUUCUUCUUUCACUAUGUCAAGAUCUCUUUCACGGUUACGCCACUCUCUUGAACCGUUACGACCAAGCUAAACCACAAAACCUUAAACCUGUUUCUCAUGAAAAUAACUCUAAUGAUGAUACCGACAUAAGUUCUCAAGUCGAGAGCAUCUUGUCCUUUGAACAGACUCAAAUCACGGCUUGUGAUAAGCAGAAAGUUGACGAGUUAGUCUCGCAGCUCGUGACCGCAAACUUGGAAAGAGACAUGGCGCAGGACGAGUUGCUUCGCGGUGAGCAAAAGUUCAGAGAAGCUUCCGAGACGAUCGAGUUGCUAAAGAAGCUUGUGAUGUUGCUUGACAUGGAGAAAGAAGUAGCUGUGGAGGAAACUGUGAGUCUCGGAUACAAACUCGCUUCUCUCUUGGAAGAGAACAAAGACCUAGCAACGGAAGCACUGUUCAUGAAAAAGGAAGCUGUGAGGCUCGCUAGAUGCAUGCUAAAGAUGAGGGAUGAACAUUUUCACCAGGUGUGCGUUCUACAGAGCCAAGUGUAUGCGUUGCAGUCAUCAAGAGAGUCUGUUUAUGAAAAUGCAUCCUCACCGAGCUGCUUCGGGUUGGAUAAGAGCAAGAGCAAGAAGAGAAAGAUGAGUGAAACAAGAAGUGAACCAGGAGAGAAAAAGAGGAAAUCUAAGUGGUUGAAGAGACUUAACCCGUUUGUCAAAUGCAGCGUUAGCCCAUCGCCUGCUCUUCUCCAUCAAUAGAAACAAGUUUACUCUUUACAUUGACCUUUGCAUAAUAAUAAUGUCUGCUUUAUGUUCUACUUGCCUUGUAAACAUAGCAGUGUGGUCUUGUUUUCUGAUCCAUAGUUAGAGAGUAGUGCAGCUCAAUACUCUUGUGAUUUAACUUGUUUGGUUGAUGGAAACUUAUAUCAAUUUUGUAAUUGUUUCACUGUUGGAAGGUAUGAAAGACAUAUGCAUUCUCCUUAA
Molecule: messenger RNA, 1329 nt
Organism: Brassica napus (rape)
Lineage: Eukaryota; Viridiplantae; Streptophyta; Magnoliopsida; Brassicales; Brassicaceae
Product: kinase-interacting family protein-like
Exons: 2
Coding region: 229-1104 (291 amino acids)
Molecular function (GO): actin binding
Source: RefSeq, a predicted model, not a curated record